Messenger RNA from Chaetomium globosum CBS 148.51, 684 nucleotides. RefSeq lists its product as uncharacterized. The transcript has 2 exons. Gene Ontology annotation, molecular function: oxidoreductase activity. The record is from RefSeq and is a predicted model, not a curated record. NCBI's taxonomy places the organism in Eukaryota, Fungi, Ascomycota, Sordariomycetes, Sordariales, Chaetomiaceae. Bases 1 to 684 code for a protein of 227 amino acids.
AUGAGGCAGGAUCUCGAUGAGGAGUUCUGUGGCCUCGACCUGCCUACUGUCCAGCCUGAGUCAUUCCACCACCUUGCACCAUUGGAGCGGUACCACAGUGAAAAGCCAUACAAAUGCCAGCUGCCCAAUGAAUGCUUCCCCGGCCUCGAAAUGCACAACCUCGUCUCGAAAAGCUACCGCGUCAGCAUUUCUGACAUUACCGGCCACGAAGCCCGGUUCUCCCUCCCUGUCUCUGGGUUCGAAUUUGCCAAGUCUCCUGUCACUGUACAGAAUUGGUCCGACGAUUAUGUGUUGUCCGAAUAUCUCCCCGGGCUUGUCGAAUGGCUAACGCAGCGUCUUGGCUGCCGGGGCGUCUUCUGUUACGCCUACAAUGUGCGUCCCCACCGAUGGGGUGGUGCGGGUGCUGCAGGAGGCAUCGACCACUCCGUCUGGAGGCCAAUAUCACCGGCACCCGUGGAAGAUUGCCCCCUGGCUCUCUGCGACUUCCGCACUGUUGACCGCGAUGAUCUGGUCCCUAUGGACAUUGUCUAUCCGCACUUCAUCGACGAGGCUUACGAGGUGAAAUACAACCCAUCCCACCGAUGGUUCUAUAAGAGAGGCAUGACGCAGGACGAUGUCAUUGUCUUCAAACUCUACGACAGCAUGAAGAGCGAGGCAACUGGCAAGUCUAAUACCCAAACCUAA